This is a messenger RNA of Protopolystoma xenopodis, 435 nucleotides long. The record is from the annotation of a GenBank genome assembly. Lineage: Eukaryota; Metazoa; Platyhelminthes; Monogenea; Polystomatidea; Polystomatidae.
AUGCCCUCUACAUGGACGCCUUGGCGUCGGUAUUACGCAUGCUUCGCGAUCUUCGCCACUACCCUCCCCUUCAACUUCUGCCUCAUCUUGCUCCUCUGCAUCGGCGGUGGACUCGAGUCUCCUCGUUGGUUGGUCAGCCGUCGUCGGCUGCUCGACGCUCAUCGAGUGCUCAGCCUCGGCUACCGUUUCAACCAUUUCGGCCGACCGCCUGGCCCUGAGGCCUUCGACGAACUUUGGAAGCUUGGCGAGGUGACAAAGUCUGCAGAUGAGGCAGCUGGCAGAAGGCAUGUUGUCAGCACAAGAGAGAUGCGUAAUUGCAGUAAAUCGAGGCAAAAAGCCUCACAGAAUCGGUUCCGACGCAAUGGGUCUAACAGAGGAAUGAGUACGUCAGGUUGUUACUAUAGUCCCUACUUUUGUGUCAAUACUUUUAUUUAG